UGUGACCAGUGUGUGUCUGCUGCGACAGGCUCGUUCUUCACAGGGCAGAGCUCGAAGAACAACGAGGAGAUGUCUCUGAUCCGCAAGGCCGACCUGGAGAACCACAACAAAGAUGGCGGCUUCUGGACCGUCGUGGACGGGAAAGUCUAUGACAUCAAAGACUUCCAGGCCCAGUCGCUCACUGGGAACAGCAUUCUGGCCCAGUUUACAGGAGAAGACCCUGUUGUUGCGUUGGAAGCAGCCCUGCAGUUUGAGAACACCAGGGUGUCUAUGCAGGCUUUCUGUGUUGGACAGUACAUAGAGCCCAACCAGGAGACAGUGACCACCCCAGACCUGAGCAGCCUGUGCUCCCCCCUCAUCGACACAGAGAGGAACCUGGGACUCCUGCUGGGCCUCCACGCCUCUUACCUGGCCAACAGCACCCCCCUGUCACCCAUGGAGAUAGAAUGUGCCAAAUGGCUCCAGUCGUCCAUCUUCCAAGGUGGUCUGCAGACCAGUCAGAUCCACUACAACUACAACGAGGAGAAGGAUGAGGACCACUGCUGGUUGCCGGAACACCAGAUAAGAUGUACUCCCAGUGGCUCACCCUCAGCGACCACGCCCAGCCCUUCUUACAGGCUAUCGCUGACAACACCACUCAGGACCACACUGUGAAGGACUUCCUGUGCCAAAUGGAACGGUGCUGUAAACAGUACCACCUCAUCACGCCCAUCACCUUCCCCCUGGAGCACCCUGUGGAGGAAGUAGGCCGUCUUCUUCUCUGCUGCCUGCUCAAACACCAGGACCUCGGUCACAUCGCCCUUUCC
Oncorhynchus keta (chum salmon) is the source of this 806-nucleotide messenger RNA. Its product is annotated as putative HERC2-like protein 3. The record is from RefSeq and is a predicted model, not a curated record. The transcript has 6 exons. Bases 70 to 654 code for a protein of 194 amino acids. Lineage: Eukaryota; Metazoa; Chordata; Actinopteri; Salmoniformes; Salmonidae.